Triticum urartu is the source of this 2627-nucleotide messenger RNA. Lineage: Eukaryota; Viridiplantae; Streptophyta; Magnoliopsida; Poales; Poaceae. The record is from RefSeq and is a predicted model, not a curated record.
AUCCCACCCCCCACCGAGACCAGCACGCCCGGUGACUCUCGUCUCGUCGGCCAGUGCGUCUCCUCCCCACCAAUCACCCCCGCUUUCUUCCUCCUCCCUCCAACUCCCAAGAGGAGCCUCGGGGUUUCUAGCCGCCGCCCGGCCGCUUCCCGCAAGGCGCUCCCGCGAUUUCUUUUCCCUUUCCGCCGCCGCCUCCUCCACGCAACCGCUUGCUGCUGGCCUCUACUCGGUCCUGCAAGAACCACCGGCACCGGGUUGGAUUCAUUUUCCCUGCCUGCCUGCCUGCCUGCCUUUCUUGUCCAGUUCGCCGGGAGCGAGGAAUCAAUCUUCAUCUGCCGCCGGGAGAGCUAGCUAGGAUAAUACUCCUACACAGGAGGUGGAAUUUGCCUGUGAUUAUUGCAAGAUCUCGCGCCAAGAAGAGGAAGCAGCAACAGCAGCAGGAGCAGAUUCUUCAACAAAGGAGGGAGGCGGAUCGUGGCGGCAUGGGUUCUUGCGAGGAUGUGGGGUACGGCGACGUCUACUCCGUCCCCAACCCGGCGGCUGCCCCCGCCUACGCGCUCGACUUCUCCCUCCACCACCACCACCAGCAGCAGCUCCGGUUCCCCCCUUCUUCAUACGGCUUCCACGGCCUUCCUGCCGCUUCCGCCGCCUAUUACCAGCCGUCUCCGCCGCAGUCGGCGCUGAUUGGCAGCACGCCGAGCCCCGUCUCCACCACCACGGAGCUGGGGAGCCCCGAGGAGGCCUCCGACGACGCCGUGCUCGCCUACAUCAACCAGUUCCUCCUCGAGGACGACGACGACGACGAGUUCUUUGCACCCGCCAGCGAGCCGGCGCGGGACUCGGCGCUCCUCGCCGUCGCUAAGCCCUUCGUCGACAUCAUCGCCGACGCCAAGCCCGCCGCGGCAACGGUGUACCAGGACAGGUCUUGGAUGGAUCCCUGCUGUGCCUUCGCAACGAUGGGAGGAGGGUCCCCUGAUAUGUUCGUCAGCAGCCGACAGAGCUCCUGUCAGUUGGUGCCCUGCGAUUCCGUGAAGGAGGAGGAGGAGUGCGCCGUCCACAAGGGCCGGAAGAACCGCCACGGCGACGACGACCUGGAGCCGGAGGACGAGAGGCGGCGCAAGCAGCUGGCGCUGUCCGAGGAGGAGACCGUCCGGGAGAUGUUCGACAAAGUGCUCCUCUGCAGCGGUGUCAACUGCAUCCUCCAGUCACCACUGCCAGCCGAAGCAGAGAUCAGCAGCGUGUACGUGAAAGGGUCAGGGAACCGGAGAGGCCGCAAGAAGGGCAAGACCGGAGUGCCCACCGUGGAGGAGGAGUCCGUCGAUCUGACAACCCUGCUCAUACACUGCGCCCAGGCCGCGGCUAUCGAUGAUCACCGCGGUUCGGGCGAGCUGCUGAAGCAGAUCAGGCGGCAUUCUUCCCCUCAUGGGGAUGCCGGGCAGAGGCUGGCGCAUUACAUUGCUAAUGGGCUCGAGGCUCGCCUUGCCGGCACCGGUAGCACCGUCUACCGCUCACUUGUUGCACGGCGAACUUCUUCCGCUGACAUGCUGAAAAUAUUCAAGCUGUAUGGGACUGCAUGCCCGUUCAUCAGGAUGUCCAGGUUCUACUCGAAUGAAGCCAUCUUGGAUGCUGCUGCCAAGGGUGUGACAAGCGUGCACAUUGUGGACUAUGGUAUAGACUGGGGCUUCCAAUGGCCAAUCUUCUUGCAGCGGAUCUCCAAGAGAGACGGCGGCCCCCCAAGAAUACGGAUCACCGCCAUCGACUUACCGCAGCCAGGGUUCCGGCCUGCGGAGCGUUUAGAGGCGACAGGCCGGCGGUUACGUGACUACGCCAAGAUGUUUGAUGUUCCCUUUGAGUACCGUGCAAUUGCUGCCAAGUGGGAUGCCAUCCGAGUCGAAGACCUCAGGAUCGACAAGGAUGACCUUCUUAUUGUCAACUGCUUGUUCAGAAUGCGGCACAUGAUGGACGAGACGGUGACCGAUGAGAGCCCGAGGAAGACAGUCUUGAACACGAUCAGGAAGAUGAACCCGCAUCGGUUCAUCCACGCGGUUGUCAAUGGCACCUACAACGCGCCAUUCUUCGUGACGCGCUUCAAGGAGGCUCUCUUCUAUUUCUCCUCGCUCUACGACAUGCUCGAAGCGACCGCACCGCCGGUGGAUGAGCACAGGCAGCUGAUCGAAAGGGAAUACUUCGGACGGGAGCUUCUCAACGUGGUCGCUUGCGAGGGCACGGAGAGGGUCGAGAGGCCGGAGACCUACAAGCAAUGGCAGGUAAGGAACCUCAGGGCAGGGUUCAGGCAGGUGCCUCUGCUUCAAGAGACGGUGAAAAAAGCAAGAUACAAGGUAAUCAAGAGCUAUCACAGGGAUUUCUUCGUCGACGAAGAUAACAAGUGGAUGCUGCAGGGUUGGAAGGGCAGAGUCAUCGGCGCCCUAUCCACAUGGAAACCUAGCUAGAACUUUAGAGACAUGUUGCCUGGUACAUUUCAUCACUUUUUUUUCUGUUCUGUUGUACUAUCUGAUAUUCUGAUGCUUAUGUUGUUGAAUUUUGACCCUUUGUUGGGAGCAGAGUUGAUGGAUAUUUUUGCUAAACUUGACUAGAACAGAAGCUUCUUGCAUAUGUUUUGUACCAAA